Molecule: messenger RNA, 843 nt
Organism: Camellia sinensis
Lineage: Eukaryota; Viridiplantae; Streptophyta; Magnoliopsida; Ericales; Theaceae
Source: RefSeq, a predicted model, not a curated record
AUGGACAAGAGUUGGAUGUUACUUAAGAAUAGGAUGAGUUCCCAAUAUAGAGAUGGGGUGAAGGCUUUUAUUCAAUUUGCAAUGACAAAUGUAGGGCCAAAUGAUAAGAUUUGUUGCCCUUGUAUGGACUCUUUGAAUUGUGAAUGGCACACUAGUAAAAUUGUGGAGUAUCAUUUGGUCAUGAAAGGGAUGUCCCCUUCUUAUAAGACUUGGGUUCAUUAUGAGGAAGCUGUUCUCAUGAAUCAAUCUCAUGCAUUGAAUGAUGACAACCAUAAUGAAUUUGGAAGUGUUGGGGAUAGAAUGGAGGAGAAGAUAGGCAAAGACCAAGAUGAAAUCCUAAAUUUGUUAGAAGAUGUUUAUAUGGGGACUAUCAUGAAUGAUGAUGAAAACGAAGGGGUUGAGGAGGAUGAUGUGACUAAUAAUGUCAAAAAAGAGGAUGUGCCCAACUUUAAAAAAUUGUUGAAUGAUGCUCAAGAGAGUUGUACCCUGGGUGUCGUGUUGAACAAGUGGAGCAAUAAGUCAUUCAACAUGCUGUUGGGGAUAUUAAAGGACCUUCUACUAGCAAGUGAUCAAGUGAUUCCAUGGACCCUUUAUGAAGCCAAAAAAUUCUUACGUGACUUAAGCUUAGGAUAUGUGUCGAUUCAUGCAUGUAAGUAUGAUUGUGCACUUUUCUGGAAGGAGAAUGCAAAUUUAGAGAAUUGUCUGAUUUGUCAAGAGUCUAGAUACAAGUUGAAUGAUGGAAGAGGUAAGAAAACUCCUCAUAAGAUCUUAAGAUACUUCUCGUUGACACUGAGGUUGCAGAGAUUAUAUAUGUCAAGAAAAAAAGCUAUAGAUAUGAGAUGA